AUGGGUACAUGUAAAGACUUCCAACGUCUUUCAUUCGCGUCAUAUAAAUAUUGUUCGUUUUUCAUUCGAACAUUUCAAAACUCAAGUAAAAAUUUUUCAUCUUUAUCUAAAAUGUUAUUUUCAAUGAAAUUCAGCAUUUUCUACUUGCUAUUGAUUACAAUAAUGCUAAAAAAAGUUCAAUCAGACCUACCAGUUGGUUGUAGUUGUUACAAUGGCACCGAUGGUAUUUUUCCUCGAAAGUGCAACGCUCCUGGUUGUAGCCGUGGUAACAACAAUGAUUGUAAUUCUGUUACCGUUUAUUUUGGUAACAAUUACCGUAUUAGAUUUCUUAGUGGUGCUUUUGAUAUUCAUGGUUGCAAUUGUCCUGGUUUUAGUUAUAAUGGAGGUUCUAGUACUGGUAAAAAUGGCGUUUAUACUACGACCACUGAUACUCCUAUUAGCACUUAUUAUCAUUAUACCAAUUGCAGCGAAAUUGGUGCUGGCGGUAAUGCUAUUGCUUGUUGCAUGUUUUGUUGCACAUCACCAUAA
Messenger RNA from Adineta ricciae, 528 nucleotides. The record is from the annotation of a GenBank genome assembly. Lineage: Eukaryota; Metazoa; Rotifera; Eurotatoria; Adinetida; Adinetidae.